This is a messenger RNA of Oppiella nova, 357 nucleotides long. NCBI's taxonomy places the organism in Eukaryota, Metazoa, Arthropoda, Arachnida, Sarcoptiformes, Oppiidae. The record is from the annotation of a GenBank genome assembly.
ACGCGAAACACCAGUCAUUCAACGCAUUCACUGCUCAUUCAAUACCUGGUGUUCAAUGUCUACACAGACUAUCAAAUUAAACAUUCAUUUGUCAUACAUUUUACUAAAUUGAGUGCAGUUUGACGCCUAAAUCGCAGUAUUAUUGAAGUGUUGAAAGUAUUAUAAUUUGCGUUACAUUUGCGAGCAAUGAGUGCCUACACGACGACAUACACUCCGCCAUCCUUUCAGACACCCGUCACCACACGACCCAUGAUCCCACACUUCGGCACAAUACCGUCCGGUGCCGUCACUCCCGGCUCUCUCAUCAUAAUUAAGGGCAGAGUUCCUAAUGGGAGCCGAAGGUUUGAGUUCAAUCUG